Molecule: messenger RNA, 1284 nt
Organism: Cutaneotrichosporon oleaginosum
Lineage: Eukaryota; Fungi; Basidiomycota; Tremellomycetes; Trichosporonales; Trichosporonaceae
Cellular component (GO): endoplasmic reticulum; plasma membrane; Golgi apparatus
Source: RefSeq, a predicted model, not a curated record
AUGUCGGCCAACCUUGAAGUCUGCCUCCUUCUCCUUCUUCUUUUUUGUUGCUUUCGGCAUGUCGGCAGGAGUGGGUUGUUGACGUGGUCGAGGAACCGCCCAAGGACAAAGUCAAAUGGAGCAAGCGGCCCGCGAGUGCGUGCGCCCGCAGAUACGGCUGACCCAGACACGGCGUUCAAGCAGCAGCGCCUCAAGGCGUGGCAGCCGAUCCUGACGCCGAAGGCGGUUUUGCCAACGCUCUUUAUCAUCGGACUUAUCUUCGCGCCCAUUGGCGCGCUCAUCAUCUGGGGUAGUGGCAAGGUCACGAACUUCACGCUCGACUACACUGAGUGCGACGCGCAGCCAGGGGAUGGGAGCUGGGCAGAAAUGCCCAAGAGCAAGUGGGACUACGAGCUCAAGACCGGCUCGCCCGUGAGCAAGAGCAGCAUCAACGCGCCAAAAUGGGCAUUUACUAGUAACCCCUCUGGGCCAGUAGGGGAGCGAUCGCAGUGCCGCAUUCAGUUCGAUGUGCCGUAUGAUCUCGGCCCAGGCGUCUUCAUGUACUACAAGCUCACGAACUACUACCAGAACCACCGCCGCUAUGUGAACAGCUUCGACUCGGACCAGCUCCUCGGCAAGCGGCGCGACGUAAGCGGCAUCGAUGGCGGCAACUGCAAGCCCAUCACCAGCGAAGGCGGCAAGGCAUAUUACCCCUGCGGGCUGAUCGCCAAUUCAUUCUUUAACGACACGUACGGGACCAACCUCGUUCUUCUGAACGCGCCGAACGGGGAGCAGAACGCGACCUACUCCUUCACCGAGAAGAACAUUGCAUGGCAUGGUAUUGCUAAGCAGUACGUCGCAAGGCCGUAUGUUCCCAACGACGACCCGACCCAGCUUCUCCCCCCGCCCAACUGGGCUGAACGCUACCCCAACGGCUACCAGACGCUCGAGGACAUCCCGAACUUGGAGGAGAACGAGCACUUCCACAUCUGGAUGCGCGUGGCUGCGCUGCCAACCUUCCGCAAGCUGUGGAUGCGCAACGACAACGACAUCAUGGUCGCCGGCACAUACGAGAUUGUCAUUAACAUGAACUACCCCGUCAAGCAGUUCAGCGGGACCAAGAGCGUGGUCAUCUCCACCGUCAGCUGGAUUGGUGGCAAGCAGCCCUUCCUGGGCUGGGCCUAUGUUGCUGCCGCGAUCCUCUGCGUUGUCCUCGCCCUCGCCGGCCUCGUUCGCCACCUCAUCAAGCCCCGCAAGCUCGGCGACAUGAGCCUCCUGUCCUGGAACCAGCCGACGCAGCGGUAG